Molecule: messenger RNA, 2190 nt
Organism: Cynara cardunculus var. scolymus (artichoke)
Lineage: Eukaryota; Viridiplantae; Streptophyta; Magnoliopsida; Asterales; Asteraceae
Exons: 1
Coding region: 1-2190 (729 amino acids)
Source: RefSeq, a predicted model, not a curated record
AUGAAAUCUACUGCUGAAGCCAUGCCAUGGGUAGGGUUAUAUGUUGCUGUAGCAUCUCUCAUUUGCACUCUUGCAAUGGCUGCUGAUGUCUUCCAAGGUUUUCGACAACGUAAACUCUGGUUUCCAUGCAAAUUUUUCACCCUCAAUGCAGCUUCCAUAACACUGAUAGCAAUAGCAAUGAAGUUACCAGUGGAUCUAACAACCAACAUCUCUAACGAUGAUGCUUUCAUCUAUCCAAAUUGGAGCAUAAGGUCAACCAGCAUCUAUUUCUUGUUGACCAUGUUAGCUAACUUUCUCCCUUCUUUAGGGGGUAUGGAUGACAAGGAACUUUUCACCAACAUCAUAGCCCUAGGUAUUCUCAUCAUCACCAUUAUUGUAAAUAUGUUCAUUCAAUUAGCUGUUAUUCAUGAUUUUCUUAAAUUAUACGUGAUAGAUAUGUCUAUCAUCACAAUUUUCCUUUUAUGGCCAUUUUGGGUAGCUUUUACAGUUCCAGCGUCGACAAGAAUUUUAGAAUACCAGUAUGAGGAGAUGCAUAGAUCAACUUUAGAUUGUCAAGAGAUAAAGUUCUCGCCCAAGGAACUCACACAUUAUGUUAAAAAGUACUGGAUGAUUGCCGAAACUGGGAACCCCCAAUUUGUGAUAGCUUCUUCACCCAUAUGUUCUGCUUCUGGGUUGGUAUGCUCAUUAAAUGCUACAACAUCUAUUAUUAGGUUGAUAUGGAAGUUGGCUUAUACACCAAGUUUUUGGGAUGGAAAAUCAGAUUAUAAGUGGUCAAUCAAUGUAAUUCUUACCAUACAAUAUGUUGGGAUUGUAGUAGGUAGCAUUGCACCAAUUUUCAGAUGCAUCACUACUACCACUUAUUUCAACCUCUCAAAAGAGUGGAGCAUCAAUCAUAUAAACAUGUUUAGAGUUGAGAAACAUUGGACCCAAAGGCUUCGACACUGGAAACGCAACCAUAUUACUUCACAUAUCCCAGGCCGCCAUUGCAAAAAAGUUUUCAAUUAUGUCAAAAACAUGAUUUUGAACUUUUGUAUAGCACUUCAUAUAACGCUUGUGGUUAUAUGUAAAACGAUAUGUCUCGUUCCCACAUGCAUUAUGCUCUUGAUCUAUUAUUUUUGCCAUUUCUGCAACUCAUUGUUGAAAAGGUUUAAAGAGGAACCAAAUGCAUCCAACAACAAUGCAAGAUCAGAGAUUAAAGAGUAUAUUGGUUAUGCUUUGCAAAUUGAAGAGGAGGCAAAGCUUUCAAAGAGAAUGUUGAAGAAUAUGCUGAAAUCUAUAACUAAACUUCUUUACCAAUCUGAAAAGAAACAACCAAGAAAUCUUGUGAAGUUUCUAGAGAAGUCUACAGGAUUCAAUGGAGUAGCAGAGUUCGAUAAUGACCAAGUCCCACCUUUACAUCCGGAAGAAACCAACAAUUGUUGGAGCCUAAUAGCAAUAACAUUAACAGCCGUUGCCCUUGCACUUCCUAACAUUGAAAAUGGCCAAGUCAAGGGGUUACUUACUAGCAUGAGCGAAGGCAUCCAAUUUAUUACACACAUUGAGGAAACCCUCGAUGCAAAUGGUGACUUGGUAAAGGCUAGAAAAACAGCUAGACGUGUAUGGACUGAAGUCGAAGUAUAUUGCAGUUGGCUACAUAUUGAUCUUCAAAUGAAGGCUCAUAAAGGAAAAAUGUCGAAGGAGAUUCUUCAAUGGUUGAGUGAUGAAGCAGUACAGAUUGUGAUACAUUUCAAGCGAAAGAAAAAGACAAGUGUAGAUGAGUCACUUCAUAAAUUCAUUGCUGCGAGUUCGAUGUACAGAAUCAGCCAAACCAUACUGCUCCAUUUCAACGAACAAGAAGAUUGGCCAACAGAUGUGGAACUUUUUGAGUGGAUUUCAACUAUAAUCGCAGAUCUACUAUGCGCUUGCUUUACCAACUUACCACGAGUCAUAACUCUGAAGUGUCAUCACGAUGCAAUAGAGAAAAGGGAAGAGAGCAUCCAAACUGCAGCUCAGCUUCUUGGUAAAUCCAAAACGAUUUUGAAUAUCCUCGAAGGACGCCAACUUCCAGACUUAGAUCAGAAGUCAAUGGCAUACAUUGAUAAGUGGCAAGCACUACCAAAGAGUCAGGUACCAAAUGGUCGUGCUUCUUCAGCCGGGAUUCAGUCAACUUCUUCAAUUUCUAAUAAAUCGGUCACUAUAGCUAUUACGUAA